This is a messenger RNA of Phaeoacremonium minimum UCRPA7, 567 nucleotides long. RefSeq names its product putative thermoresistant gluconokinase family protein. Gene Ontology annotation, molecular function: gluconokinase activity. The coding region runs from base 1 to 567 and encodes 188 amino acids. The record is from RefSeq and is a predicted model, not a curated record. Gene Ontology annotation, cellular component: cytoplasm. Lineage: Eukaryota; Fungi; Ascomycota; Sordariomycetes; Togniniales; Togniniaceae. The transcript is spliced from 2 exons.
AUGACGACCCAGCCUUCUAGUCUCAAGACCAUCUUCGUAGUCAGUGGCCCAGCAGGCUCUGGGAAGACCACGGUUGCGACCUACCUCUCCAAGGAGCUCGCAGUUCCGUAUCUCGAGGGAGAUGACUACCAUACCGCGGGCAACAAAGUGAAGAUGGGUAGUGGCAUACCACUCACUGAUGACGACCGAUGGGACUGGCUCAUUGCCCUCCGUACCGCAGCGACGGACAAGCUACAAAAGUUCAGGGCCAUUGUUGUCACUUGCUCGUCGUUGCGACGCAGAUAUCGCGAUGUCUUUAGGGUCGUGUCGUACGCCUCCCCGAGUGUACAGGUGUACUUCAUCUAUCUCAAGGUCGACCAGGAGCAUCUGAAAGCAAGAAUCGCGGGGCGUGUAGGUCAUUACAUGAAGGAGAACAUGCUACACAGCCAGCUAGAAUGUCUUGAAGAGCCCGCUCUGGAUGAACUUGAUGUGGUCAAGAUUGACGAGCAGGAGGACCAGGCGGCCAUUUGCAAAGAAACCUUAGCUCAGGUCCGAGCAAUAUUAGAUGCGACCGACAACACAAAAUGA